Messenger RNA from Pleuronectes platessa (European plaice), 9098 nucleotides. RefSeq lists its product as uncharacterized. The record is from RefSeq and is a predicted model, not a curated record. Bases 1 to 8652 code for a protein of 2883 amino acids. Gene Ontology annotation, molecular function: nucleic acid binding; zinc ion binding. The transcript has 32 exons. Gene Ontology annotation, cellular component: nucleus. NCBI's taxonomy places the organism in Eukaryota, Metazoa, Chordata, Actinopteri, Pleuronectiformes, Pleuronectidae.
AUGAAGCCACGAGCCUCGUGCUUUUACUCUGAACUAAACCAGAUCCCCUACCCCGGAAGUGUUCCUUGGUUUCCGGCCGUGUGUUUCCUUGUUGUCAUCGGCCUGAGGAAGAGUUUCAAACGCAGUGAAACUGAGAAACUCGACGCAAACCACGGAAGCUUUGCAUUGCUAUUGGAGCAUGGUGCCAUAUCUCCUGCUCCAGUGCCCAUAACAAGCCCCCGACUCGGAGGGUUCGCAGGGAGCUCGAUCCUGAUUGGACAGCAAGCUGCAACCUUGCAGCUAGCUCACCUGAGAGCCCAGCUUGCACUGACGCAGAUAAACAAUGCUCUCACAAUUGGUAGUCAAGCUGCAAACUUGACAACCAGCCACAACAUCCCUACAUCCUACACACCCCCAACCCCUCCCUCGCCAACUGCUGCAGCCAUCAGUCUCCUCAACCUUCUAAAGAUUGCAAACACCAUGUCUCAUCCCUUUUAUAACCCCUAUGUCCCUGGCAACCAAAGCUCCACCCAGGGGUCAUAUGGACUCCCCAGUGUGCAGGCAGAGAGGAACCCUCGGACUGGAUCUCCUCAUUUUGGACCUGGGUCCAGCUCUUCUGCAGCUUCUUCUGCUCCUCCUGGUGGAAUGAUCCCAUCACUGCUGACUCAGUCAGUGAGCUACAGGCCCGAACAGGGUCGGGCCAAAUUCGACACGGACAUUGAGAGGUCUGUGGACCUGCAUAUUAGCAGAGCCAGAGAUGAGGUGACAUUUGUUGGUAAACCGGAUCAUCGGCCCAUGGGCCAGAGCAAUCGCUUUACCAACACUCAGGAGAUUCUGUCCUCGGGCACGGGGACAACCUCCUAUAUGAUGUCCACAACAUCUGCACCUGCCGGACGCAGACACCUCGAUGUUGAAAGUGGCGGUGGCUCCUCGGACUGGUUGCCGCUCUACACAAGAUCAACUGCAGAUGAUUCUUCUACAUUUUCUUCACAAGCAGCUUCAACUAACUACACAAGCAGCGGGGGACAGCGUGAUGCACCGGCCGCUCCAGGAUUAGGUGAUUUUGACUAUCGUGUGUCGGAGAAACCUGGAGCUCCCACCGAGACAAGUCGCCCCAAGUACAAUACUGAAGCAGCUACUGACAUCCUUUUGCAGUUUGGACUUGAAAAAAAGGAUUUGGACUAUCUCAUCUCGUACCCUGAAGAGCAGAUGACCCCUGACAACCUUCCAUUCAUCUUGCGCCAAAUCCGUACUCAGAAGGACGAGAGAGCUGAGAGAGCUGCAAUCCAGCCAAAACCCUAUCCUCAACCUCAACCCAUCAGAGGUGUGAGUGGAAUGGAGGGUUUUCUUGGUUCUGGGGGGUCAUCAGCUGUUCUCCAGCCCACUACAGUGAUUGACUAUGGACAUACUGGCAAUUAUGCUGGAGGUGCUUUGGAUGAGAUUGGACGGCCCAGUGGUGGGAGUGGCAACAUGUUGUUGGGGAACACUAACAAUAUUAGCAGCCACACUCAAGAACCACUGCAAAAAGAUCCAUCAGAGGUUAAGAGCAGCUCCCUUGGUUCUUCAUUUGGCCAAGGUGGCGCUGUUUCCAACUCUUCAUACAUUUCAAUACUGAGCACUGAUCAAGCAAAGACUCAACCAAACAAGAGUUAUCAAUCAAUCCUUAGCUCUUCUUAUCUGUCAAGAAAAGAAAAAGAAGGAGGCUUCAGACACGAGGACUCCUCCAAGGCCCGUCCUCUGAAGAAAACACCGGCAGAUCACAAGUCUGCAGCAAACACCCAACCAUCCUCCAGUCUGUUCCGGAGUGUGCAUCCCAACCGACCUGAUCUUGUGGUCAUUGGUACCAGUGAGGCCACUGGCACCAAGAAUCAGAGCGCAACUCAAGGAAAAGGUUCCAUGGUUGCGAAGCAGAUGUUCAAACAGCAUACGCAGCAGGAACCUAUGCAGAUGCUAAAGAAGCAGGUGCCGAAACAGCCGGUAACGCACAUGGGGAAAGCGUUGUGGCCUCCGGUUGUUUCUGCUACGCAACCUGCUUCUCUCCUCGCCCUCCCCGCAUAUCCUGAUCGAACUGUUCCACCUCCAGGGUUCAGCCCUCACCCCACCGGUACUCCCUCCGCUUCACUUCAACAAGCCAGAGGUCAGAAGAACUUCCUUCAGUCGCCCACCGAGCAUUCAGCAAAGUUGCCAGACACCAAUCCUCUGCCAACACCGGCCAUGAUGCAUGACUAUGCAGCAGCCACACCGAGGGUCUUUCCACAUACCUGUUCUCUGUGUUUGAAAGAAUUCACUAACAUGAAGGAUUGGAUCUCCCACCAGAACACCAGCCUUCACCUGGAGAGCUGCAGAGUCCUCCGGACAAAAUACCCACACUGGAAUGGAGAAGUUUUGCUCGAGCCCAGUGCUGCAAGGAGAGAUGCCAAACCCUCGUCCUCAGCUUCUGCCCAGACUUCCCAUCAGCGUCAUACGAAAACCAGCCAUGGAGGCCGCUCCCGUUCCCACUCGGAGGGAAGAAGAGAGAAACGCAGCCGAUCUCUAUCGUCACACAGCCCCAGAUACUCUCGUUCCCGAUCUCGUUCCCGCUCUCCACGGUACGACCAUGAUUGGUCAUGUUCAAGGAGCCAGGAGACACAGAGGAGAAGAGACGGCGGAUGGUCAUCUCCAACAAGGAGCCUCGAAAGACGAUCAUCGAUACCAAGGAGGAGUGAAGAGAGAUGGUUGUCUCCAAUAAGAAGCCGCGAGAGACUCUCAUCACCAGGGAGGAGAGGCGACAGAUGGCCCUCGCCCGAAUUGAGUGAAGAGAGAUGGUCAUCGCCAAUAAGAAGCCGUGAAAGACUCUCAUCACCAAGGAGGGGCGAGGAGAGAUGGUUGUCUCCGAAGAGAAGAGACGACUUAUGGUACUCGAGAAGACCAUCGUCAUCAGAGGGUUCCCCUCAGCGGCGGCUGAGCGGUGCCGGCAGACUGUCCAAGAAACAAACUGGCAAAUCAGAUGUCGAGUCUCUGAUGACAUCUCUACCUCCUGCCUUGCUCAAGGCCAAAGGAGGGAAACGCCUGAACCUUAAUCCCUCUGCUGUGAGAAAGAGCCCAGGCUCAGCUGCCUCCCUGGCAGCGAAGAAGAAGACGAUGGUGACGACCUCGCUGCAGAAGAGCGACGUGAGCGCUUCCCCGAAGCCUAAGGUGUUCAAACCUGCACCUCCAACCAUGGUGAGGUUAGAGGGCGUAGUGAGCGGCCUCUCCCACAGUGACGUGGUCACUGCGGCGGAGCUGUUCGGAAAAACCAAAUCCGUCGUGUUGUUUCGGAAGAAACUGGAGGCACUGGUGUGUUUCGAGAAAGAAGAGGAUGCCAAGAAACUGAAGAGCUUAAAGAGCAUCGACUUGAGAGGAAUCCCAGUCUAUGUUGCCACACAGAAGAUUCUUCAGCCAAAGAAGAAUCCGGUGAAGAAACCUGUUUUGUCAGGUGUCUCCACAUCUCAAACCACUAAAACCACUAAAACCACCACUUCCCCCAGAACGGUUUUGCUCCCGACGUCUUCCAAAGCGUCACAGAAUUCCUCUGAAGCCAAAACAAAACAAAAACCAGAAGCUCCUGCGUCUCCCUCUAAAGCCGUCGGCAGUGAUUCAGCCGCGAGCCAAGAGCUGCUGACCAUCGGGGACACGAUCAUAAAGCAGCUGAAUCAGAACAAAAUCAAGUGCGUUAGUAAGAAAAUCUGCCAACACAAGCAGUUUUUGAAAUGUCACAAAAAGCAUCUGGUGAUAUCCCAACUGCCGAAGUACGAAGAUGGCAGCUACACCGAGGAGGACAUCGCCAACGUCUUACUUCCAUACGGAUUUAUCUAUAAACGAGAAAAUAUCUUUGUUUUUCCUGAGGCCUGCAUGGCCUUUGUUGUGAUGCCGACAGUGAAGGAUGCGCACGAAAUAAUGAAACUCAGGGUGUGGAACAGCAUCAUGUUCAAAGGCUCUCGUCUGCUGCCGCACGUGGUGAACGACAACGUGUUGAAGUCGCCGCUGACGUUUUACACGUACGUGGUGAGCCUGUUCCUGACGCAGUCCGAGGAGGAUCGGGGAGAGAGGAUCAUCUACAUGGAGGACAUUUCACCGAGCGAAGCCCGAGACCUCAAGGAGGUUUUGAGAAAAAUCGGUUGUGUCACAAACUUCCUGCCUCUGCUCAACAAGGUUUUUGUUGAGUUUGACUCAAAUCGUGAUGCUGAUCGAAUCGGAGUUUGGCACAGCCUCCUGAAUGAGGCCCCUGGCUACAAAGUCUACAGACUGAAACCAACAGACGACCAUUCUGAAACUCUGUCACCAAGGCUUCCUGCGAACGCUCUGCCGGAGAGCAAGGACGUUGUUCCCGGAGCGACAAUCCCAGCGGUAAAAUUUGGCGUCCCACAGGGCAGCGUUGGACCGUUUUGGCUCACUAUGGCUACGAGUCCCUUUGUGUUCCCCACCGUGUCUCCUUGGUUCAUCAUCCCAGAACAUCUGACUGUCAAAGGAGAGGUCGACAUCGAGAAGGUCAACAGUCAAGGUUCCAUGUUCCCCACACUCAUGUUGACCGGUUUACCAGAAGAAGGCUACAGUCAGGAGGACGUGGCCAGGCUGGUCUGGCCUUAUUUCCCCAAACAAACUCUCUUCUCUCUGUACUACAACGUGAUCGUGCUGACUCUGCAGAGGAGGGCCUUCGUGCAUUUCAGCGACUGGACAUCGUGCUGUGAUUUUGUCAGAGAUCACAUCAGGGAGCCGGUUUCUGUCCGAGGCUCCGUUCUUAAGAUCCACUUCGUCCUGGAGUACAUGUAUCCUGAGUCAAGAGAGGAGCUCAUGUACAAAUCCAUGAUGAAAUGGAGCAACUCUCGUGUUCCAGAUCCCCAGUCUCUGGAGGAGCGGCUGCUCUGUGUGGAGAUCUCUAAGACCAGUGUCCACAUCGUCAAGGUGGUCAUGAAAACUGUGGCGUCCAUUGCUAAAUGUGUCAGCUUCCUGCCGCUCGCCAACAGGAUUUGUGUGGAAAUGGCCGACGACGCUGGUGUAACUAAGGUGCUGGAAAACACCAACUUACUGACGUCCAUUUUUGCAUCGCAGUUCCGAAAUAAGGGUCAAGUUCAAGGUGUUGAAUCUGUGAAGAGCCUCAAGCAGCGUCUUGAAGACGGCAGUGAGGCCACUUUGAACCAGGAGCUGUACACCGUCAGUGCUAAAGCUCCGCCCGCGACACAGCCUCCUCCUACUCAACCUUCUGCUAACGGGCAACAACCUGUUGUGCAAACCAGUGUCCGUGCUUCUGCUAAACCAGCAGCGUGUGAUGAAUCCAUCACUGGUGAACACGGUGAGAAACUGGGAACUGAGAUCGUCCUGGAUUCCACCGCAUGUCCUCAGUCAAAUGAAGAAAAAGUGGUUAAGAUGGCGGAGGAGGGAUCAGCAACGACUACACAUGAACCUGCUUCCGGCGCCACACACACACAUCUGGUCGACUCUGAAGAACCCACCACAGAACUUCGUCAGAUUGGGGCCAAAGAGGGUCAAGAAGAUUUUUCAGAUGAUGUACUUGCUUCAGACGCCUACAUUUUUGAUGAGCCAAGUUUUGACAUGAGUGACUUUGUCACUCUUGAUGAAAUUUCUGAUGAUGUUGAAGAAGUGAGCCCUGACCCCCAUAGCUCCUCGUCCUCCAAGCAGUCCUCCAAGCUGUCCUCCACAGGGACAAAACUGAAACCAAGCUCCGGUACUUCACAUGCUGCGAAAAAGACCUCAAACAGAUCCUCAACAAGAUCCUCAACAAGAUCCUCAACAAGAUCCUCGAAAGACUCUAAGAGCUCUGCUUCUUUUUCGUCCAAGUCACCCAAAGACUACGUAAGGAGAAGCUCUUCUUCUAGCUCAACCUCUGUGUUGCCAAAAACAACUAAGGACUCAUCUAAGCCGACCAAAUCCCCAGCCUCAUCCUCUGCCUCUCCGUCUCUACCAACUCUUGAAGCCUCUCCCUCCUCUGGUCACAAAACACAGAGGAGCAAGACGAAGUCUCCACUCAAAGGCUCUCAUUCUUCAUCCUCAGGUUGUGGAAUCCGAUCGUCCCUAGCUGCACGUGAAAGGGUAAAGAUGAUAUCAGCAGCGGUGUCUGUAGAGCGUCUCCCAGUGUCACAGAGACAAGCAGUAAAAGACAGAGUAGUGGCUGAUUUAAAGGAAACCAAACUCAAAGACCUGGAAACAAGCAAAGCGGAAAAGAGAGAAGAUCAUGACAAACGUACAAAGGAGGAGGAUGUUGAAGGUGAAAAUUACCACAUGCUUGAGUCAUUUGAUGGCCAAACUGAUAAUCAGAAGGAUGAAGGGAAUCAACCAGGCAGCUCUGACACCAAGACACCUGAACCUGAGACAUGCUUGGUCCUGGACAGUGUCAACGAUGAUGGAAAAGCUUGCCCCGAGAUGUCCACUGAAAAGGAAGUGGACAGUGUUACCAAAAACAAAGGAGGGAAAGAGGAGAGUUACCUGGUUGAAGAUGAUGCUUCCACAGUAAAGCAGGAGGCAAAUAAUGAAGUUAGUGUCCAAGUGUUAGAUCCAGGUAGGAAAGAAGAGGAAGACGAAUUAACAUCAGCAGAAUCCUGCAAAGAUGUAAAAACACCUGAUGAUCAAAUCCCAGAAGAUGAAGACCAGCCUCCUAAAGUCUGUGACAACAAAGACAGUGAUGUUACUGAACUAGAAACCUUUGAGAUAUUGGAUUCAAUUGACGAUCAGACGAUAAUGGACCAAAACACUGAAGCACAGAGUGAUCAGAUGUCUACAGACAUUUCACGUAGAGAAGAAGAGGAGGAGGAGGAUGCCUCCAAGGUAGUGGAUUCUGUUACAGAUCAGCCAACAACUACAGAGUCUGAGUCUGACAACAACAAACCUGACGCAUCUUCUAGAAGAGAUGAUAGAUCCUCAAAGAGGAGUGGCCUGAGGACCAGAGCAUCCAAGAGUGAAGAGAAGGUCAAAUCACCAGAGAAACAGGACAGGGUGGUGAAAAGAUCAGAAGCACCACGAGACUCCACUGCAAGACUUCCUCAAAGAGACCAAGACCCUGAAGAGGAGAAGGUGUCUGAGAUGGUCCACUCCACUGAGGAAGUGGUUCAAGAAGCGGCCGCCACAGAAAGGACUGAUAGAAGAAGGAGUGGAAGAGGAAAGAAAGAGGAGAAAGUGACUCUGAAUCUCACUGAAGCAUCUGAAAAACCAGAUGAAGAUGAGGAGGCUUCUUAUGAAAUCUUAGAUUCUGUGGAGGACGAGACUGUGACUGAGGAACCGGUCGUUAUGACAAGAUCCACCAGAGGAAGAAGGGGAAGGACGACUCAGAAAGACCAAACAAAAAAAGAGGACACACCGACAAGAAGUCGACGCACUCCUGUCAGAGAGACACAGGAAAAAACUCUAGAGAUGGAGAAGGAAGCAUCUUCAAAAGAGAACUCACCAACAAAGAAGAAAGACAUCACUGUUAGAGAGGAAAUAGACGAGGAAGCCACCUAUGAAAUAUUAGAUUCUGUGGAGGACGAGGUUCUUCAGGAUGACCGGCCCCCUACAGGAGGGAAAAGGAAGAGGGGAAGACCAAAGAAAGCUGUUAAAUCAACUAGAAAAAACCCUGUAACACUGAAGGGCGACAAAGAUGCAUCUGAAAAAGAAGCUGAUGAUGAUGAUGAAGAGGAGCCUUUGUAUCAGAUUGUAGAUUCUGUGGAAGAUGAUCAAGCUCAGGAGGAGUUGAUGACCACUGAGGAGUCAAAAGAUGAAACUUGUCCAAAAGUGGAGGAAGCAGCUGUUCAAGAAGAUGCACCAACGUGUAGGACCGUUGUGGAAGCAUCCGACAAAGAUGUCACCAAGGAUUUAGAUCAUGAAGCAACAUCUACAACAAAGGUCAAAGAUCCCACAACACCAGAAGUGGAGAAGAACCAAGUGACGAGUUCUCUGGUGGACCUGGAUGAAGUGAGUGAUGAGGAGGAAGAUUACCCUGACGACAUAGCUGAGGAGGAAGAACUGAGGGAGAGGAUGGCUGCUGCUAAAGAGAAGCAACUCACCAUGGAGGAGGAGAAGAAGGAGCAAGUAAGGGAAGGAGAGGAGGAAGUAGAAGUCGACACCAUGGAACUCCUGACUCUGGACGAGGUGGAGGCAGACGAGGCUGGAGAGGAAAUUGUGCAGAUGCGUCCUGAGUCGAAUGGUGAGAUUCCAGCCGGAGAACUUCAGGGGCUCGUCACUCUGGAGAAAACUGUAGAAGAAGUGGAGGAAAAAGUUGAGGCCCGCCCAUCCAUCGAAGACGGCCAAUCAGUGGACUCAGCCCCCCAGACGUCGGACACUUUAGAUGAAGCGAGUGGUGACGUGAAAGAGAAGCUGGACCAAGUGGAGCCGACAUCCAGACCUGCUACAGCUGUGAGUAAAAGGAGGAAGGAGAUUGUCGGACCUGAGGCAAAGAGAUCUCGUUCUAAGUCUCCUUCUGUUCCUGCCGACUUCAAGCUGCCGCCAUUCAGAGCCAACCAUCCCCUCGGUCAGGAGUUCGUGGUCCCUAAAUCCGGAUACUUCUGUAACAUCUGCCGUGUUUUCUACCUGAGCGAGAGCAGCGCCAAGGACGUUCACUGCAGCAGCAAGGCGCACUACAACAACCUGCAGACACACUACCACAAGCUCCAACAGAAACUAUCAAGAAGUUCAACGCCAAAUUCUCAAGAUGGCGUUUCCGAUUGAUCCAGACUUCAGCUUCCGAUCCUUGAUUUGGAUUUUGCCUUUAAAACCUGUGGAAACCUCUGGAGCCACUGACGACGGGUCUGGUUGAGUUGUGUUCUCACCCUGAUGGUCACACUGACAGUUCUAUAAAUAAAGUGUAGAUUUUAAAAGAUAAUUGUCGAGUUUCUUCAUAUGCUGGUGGACAUUUUUACACUAACCUGUAUGUACACUAGUUUUUUUUUUUAGUAUAUGUCUAAUAAUUAUCUCACACGUGUACUUAUGGUUGUUUGUUGUUUUUUCAGUUUUUGCCUUUUAGUGCUGCUACUUUACAUUUAUCAGUCGGGGCUAUUUCUUUUCAGUGUUAAAUUCCAGUUUGUAAAAGAAAUGUAUGGUGGAAUAAAUAUUUUAAAUAACAUUUUACAAACAGUAUUUUCUGUAAAUAUAAAUAAAAGGAGUUCUGUUGAACA